AUGGUCUGGCAGGAUCUCUGUGAGACACCACCGGAUUGGGUAAGACCGUUCCUGCCACCUACCUCCUCUUCCAGGGCAUCAACCCCGGCAGUUAUGCUCCCUGUCAAGACACCCUCUCCGUCGCCUCUCACUGUUCUGCCCGAGUCGCAGGCUGACCUCAUUGUGUUUGACUCAGACUCGCCUCCCCCUUAUCCCUCUGCCCCUCAACCUCCGGCUCCGGCUCCAUUGCCUCCAGCCCCUGCGGCUCCUGAACCCCUGCCCUCCCCCUCUUCACCCUUAUCCCUCACCUCUUCUGCCUCCUCCCCCUCAUCGCCUCCAGAGGGAGGACCUGCCCAGGGAACCCGAAGUCGGCGAGUACAAGGUCCUCAGGAUGUAGCCGUAACUCUCCCCCUGCGACUCUUCGGGCCAAUGAUAGAUAAUGGACAAGGGGGGGGGGAAAUGCAGCCUUUACAAUACUGGCCGUUCUCUUCCUCUGACUUGUAUAACUGGAAAAAUAACAACUCCCCUUUCUCUGAGGACCCUUCGCGUCUUACAGGUCUUGUUGAAUCGCUUAUGUUUUCACACCAACCAACUUGGGAUGAUUGUCAGCAGUUGAAUACCCUUUUCACCACUGAGGAAAAGGACCAGAUACUCCUGGAAGCCCGGAAAAAUGUCCCGGGACAGGAUGGGUGGCCGACCCAGCUCCAGAACAUCAUUGAUGAUCUAUUUCCCUUACGUCGGCCGAAUUGGGACCCUAACACACAUGAAGGUAGGGGGCAUCUGUCCACCUAUCGCCAGUCUCUAGUGGCGGGUCUCCGUGCGGCCGCUCGUAGGCCCACUAAUCUGGCUAAGGUAAGGAAAGUUACACAGGGACGGGAUGAGUCUCCCUCAGUGUUUUUGGAGAGGCUUAUGGAAGCCUAUCAGUAUACACCUUUUAAUCCACAGUCUGAGGAGCAGCGAGCCUCAGUGACCAUGGCUUUUAUCGGCCAGUCUGCCCCAGAUAUACGCCGUAAACUACAGCGUAUAGAGGGACUCCAGGAUUUGACUCUAAGAGACUUGGUCAAGGAAGCAGAUAAGGUGUUCCACAAGAGGGAGACUGAAGGGGAGAAGGAACAAAGAAAAGAAAAGGAAAGGGAAAGUAUUCGGGAUAAAAAAAGAAAUCGGGAUUUAACAAAAAUCCUGGCUACAGUAGUAGGAAAUGCAGAAUCUAACAGAGGCAGGGGAAAUGGAAAGGGAGACAAUAAGGGAAAUAACCUGGGCCGAUGGUGUCGCUCUCCCUUGGGCCCGGACCAAUGUGCCUACUGCAAAGACAAGGGACACUGGGCAAAGGAGUGCCCCAAAAAGAAAAAUGCCCAAUCUAAACCAGCAGUCCUUGCCCUCGAAGAGGAAGAUUAGGGGCAACGGGGCUCAGAUCCCCUCCCCAAGCUCAGGGUAAAAUUUAACGUGGAGGGGAUGCUCAUCAACUUUGAAGUGAAUACUGGCAUGGUUUAUUACGCUCUACAAGCCCCGCUAGGACCACUGUCCAGCAAGAGAUCCCUAGUUAGAGGGGCAAACGGGAGCUGGUACUGGUCCUGGACAACAAAGAGAACUAUGGACCUGGGGAGGGGAAAAGUUCAACACUCCUUCCUAGUAAUCCCUGAUUGUCCGGCCCCCUUAAUGGGGAGAGACCUACUCACCUUGUUGUGGUAA
Molecule: messenger RNA, 1668 nt
Organism: Lepus europaeus (European hare)
Lineage: Eukaryota; Metazoa; Chordata; Mammalia; Lagomorpha; Leporidae
Biological process (GO): proteolysis; virion assembly
Molecular function (GO): nucleic acid binding; aspartic-type endopeptidase activity; zinc ion binding
Source: RefSeq, a predicted model, not a curated record